Messenger RNA from Melampsora larici-populina 98AG31, 309 nucleotides. RefSeq lists its product as uncharacterized. Gene Ontology annotation, biological process: proteasome-mediated ubiquitin-dependent protein catabolic process. The record is from RefSeq and is a predicted model, not a curated record. Lineage: Eukaryota; Fungi; Basidiomycota; Pucciniomycetes; Pucciniales; Melampsoraceae. The transcript is spliced from 3 exons. The coding region runs from base 1 to 309 and encodes 102 amino acids. Gene Ontology annotation, cellular component: proteasome regulatory particle, lid subcomplex; nucleus; cytosol.
AUGCCUACAAUAAAUGAUAAUACUUUAAUUGAUCCGGAUUCGUUAACAAAAGCUCGUGAUAUUUUAGAAUUCGGUGCAUUUUAUUCUUUAAGAAGUCAAGAUAUUCCAGCCUUGGAAAGAUAUAUUGCACAACUUGGACCGUAUUAUAAUGAUUAUAAUUCAAUUUUACCUAUUUCUGAACGUAGAUAUCCGAUUAUUGGAUUAGAUUUAUUAAGAUUACUUUCUCAAAACAAGAUUGCUCAGUCCCAUACAGUCUUAGAAGGUUUAGUUAAAGAACAUGGACAAAAGAAUAUUGAUAUUCGUUGGUGA